Messenger RNA from Vollenhovia emeryi, 1559 nucleotides. Its product is annotated as rRNA methyltransferase 3, mitochondrial. Lineage: Eukaryota; Metazoa; Arthropoda; Insecta; Hymenoptera; Formicidae. Gene Ontology annotation, biological process: RNA processing. The transcript is spliced from 4 exons. The record is from RefSeq and is a predicted model, not a curated record. Gene Ontology annotation, molecular function: RNA methyltransferase activity; RNA binding. Bases 213 to 1535 code for a protein of 440 amino acids.
GGGGCGCACUUUCUGCGUGGAGCGUGGAGCGCGUCUACGGUAUUUUCACGACGCCGAAUGUGUGCGAGAGCACAUGCGGUAAAUUUAUUCUUUCGGUAUCUUGAAUUAGCACGUGGUUAAAGUGUCGGGACGUUAUUGUAACACAGUGAUUAUUAAAAUAAUUAUUGAAUGAAAUAGCACACGAUAGUUGGAGCGGAUUUUUCAAAAUAAGAAUGUUGCUGAAUAUUGUGCAGUUGACGCUUAGGUCGAUUCACGGCGCAAAACUGUUAAGACCAGGCAAUUUAAGAUCGACAAUUAAAUGCGGAUAUGGUACUGAAUGGUAUAGUCGCAGGCCUGUUGCUAUUGUCAAUGAACACGAGAUUCUCGAUACUGAUGACACGACGAAACCUAAUAAACCAAGAACUGCUAGAACACGUAGGAGAUCAAGAGACAAUUCACGCGAAGAGAAAAGGAAAGCUAAGGAGGAACCUGAAAUUAAAGAAAGUUCUGGCACAAAACUAAAAUAUACAGCCCUGGAGGCAAACGAUAAGCUCAUAAGCUCGUUGAUGAUAGAUGUAAAGACAAAAAAGCAGAGAGAAAAGAAUGGUCAAAUGCUGCUGGAAGGCUAUCGCCUAAUCAAAGAUGCACUUGAGGCAGGGGUGGUACCAAAAGUGAUAUUUUUCAAUAGACUAUCCGAUAUACUGCCACUGUCGCUUCCCGCAGAAGUAACACUGUAUAAAAUUCCGUAUCGUACGAUUCAGUUGUGGUCCAACUUGACAACUUCUCCUGGAAUUAUUGGAAUCUUUGAAAUCCCAGAUGUAGAGGACAAAGAACCACCUGAGGAUACUAUACCUUUGACUAUCAUCUGUGACAAUAUCAGAGAACCAGGAAAUUUAGGGACUAUUGUAAGAGCUGCUGCUGCAGUCGGUUGCGAGAAGUUGGUAUUAAUGAAAGGGUGUGUGGAUUUAUGGGAGCCCAAAGUUGUGCGCAGCGCUAUAGGUGCACAUUUUCGCCUACCAAUAGUUACAUCCGUUUCAUGGGAUAACAUUCCGACGUUGAUAAGUGACGAGUCUGCAAUUUUUCUAGCGGAUAACAAUAUAACGUAUGAAAAUGACUCAACAGAUCAUAAGGUUAAUUCAGAGUCAACUGUAAGCACUUCCAUCGAAGGCAAUAAUAAUUAUAUGGAAGAAGAUAAUGUAGAUGUGGGUGAUAAUGAAAAUACUGAAGAUAAUGUGGUAAACCAAUUGAUGAGGGAAACCAAAUUACAUAAAUCAACAGCUAAAACUAGAUUGCUAAAAAACCAAAUAAUAUCUCAACUUUCAGUUAAACCUUACUAUACAUUAGAUUUUACAGAAAGGGAAGUAGUACUUGUUAUUGGUGGAGAAACCGAAGGUGUUAGUCUUGAGUCGUGUAAAUUACUACGUGCAAGAAAUUGCACUCGUGUUAAUAUACCAUUGACCAAUGGCGUUGACAGCUUAAAUGUUGGUGUAGCUGUCGGUAUUGUUACAUUUGAAAUGAAAAGACAAUUUGUAAAUCGCAAAAUUGAUAAUGAAUAAAGUUAUUCUCAAAUAUUUACAGGU